AUGUUAUCGAUCUUAUCGAACCCCGUGGUGUCUAAAAUGUGAGUUUGUUUUUUUUUAUUUUAGAAAAAAAACACGUGGGAUUUUUUGCAGAACGAAUUGGAUGAGUUUUACGGACGAAGCAGAUACGCAAUUAAGCAGAGUCGAAGCGAGACUUUUUGAAAAUUUCGACAUCGAAUAUUCUGCAAAAUAUGUCCCGGUUCGCUUCAAAAACAGUGAGAUUUACACAAUCACAAUCAAUAAUGGCAAAGAGAAAAAUCCGACGGAAGCAGUCGUUUUUAUUCCCGGAUUCGGAGCUGGAACAGCAAUGUGGUGUGCAAAUCUCAAAGAAUUAUCGGAAAAUCAUACAAUUUAUAUUUUCGAUAUGAUUGGAUUUGGUCGAUCAUCAAGACCAACAUUUUCAUCAGAUCCUUCAAUUGCUGAACUCGAAAUGGUUGAAUCGAUUGAAGAUUGGAGAAAGAAUAUGGGAAUUGAGAAAAUGCACAUCGUUGCUCAUUCUUUUGGUGCAUAUAUUGCAGCUGCUUAUGCUCUAGAACAUAGUUCAAGAAUUAAUCAUCUGAUUUUAGUUGAUCCAUGGGGUUUUGCUGAAAAAGUUGAUGCAAAUGAACAACUCGUACGUUUGCUUUAGAAAUGAAAUUUUGAAAAAAAAAGUGCAUUUCAGAUAAAACCGUAUGAAUGGAUGUCAUUUCUUGGAGGAGUUGCUGGCUCUUUAAAUCCACUUUCACCAAUGAGAUGGAUGGGACCAUUUGGUAAGUUUUUCUCUUUCGAAAAUCCCCUCCCUACAACUGUUUUUCAGCUCCCGCGAUUGUGCAGAAAUUGCGCCCCGAUCUUCAAUUAAGAUUCAAAAGUAUUCGAUCAAAUGAUAUCUAUAAGUAUGUGUAUCUAUGUAAUCUUCCCGAGCCAACUGGUGAAACUGCUUUUAUGAGUAUGACACUUCCUGUGGGAUGGGCUAAAAGACCAAUGAUCAAAAGGUUCAGCGGUAUUCAUACAAGUGUUGGUGUCACUUUCAUUUAUGGCAGCAAAAGUUGGAUUGAUCCAGGACCAGCGAUGGAUAUUCAAUCAUAUCGUGAUGGUUAUGUUGAUAUAAAAGUUUUGCGAGGUGCUGGUCAUCAUGUUUAUGCCGAUGAUCCAACCGAAUUCAACAAAAUUGUCAAAAAUGUGGUGGAAGGUCGAUUAGAACAACCAAUCUAUGAUUAUACUGAUGACGAAUAG
This is a messenger RNA of Caenorhabditis angaria, 1209 nucleotides long. Lineage: Eukaryota; Metazoa; Nematoda; Chromadorea; Rhabditida; Rhabditidae. The record is from the annotation of a GenBank genome assembly.